This is a messenger RNA of Fusarium verticillioides 7600, 1528 nucleotides long. RefSeq lists its product as hypothetical. The transcript has 2 exons. Gene Ontology annotation, molecular function: oxidoreductase activity, acting on NAD(P)H, oxygen as acceptor. NCBI's taxonomy places the organism in Eukaryota, Fungi, Ascomycota, Sordariomycetes, Hypocreales, Nectriaceae. The coding region runs from base 390 to 1418 and encodes 342 amino acids. Gene Ontology annotation, cellular component: intracellular anatomical structure. The record is from RefSeq and is a predicted model, not a curated record.
UCGGACGUCAAUUGCUUCCACGCCAAGGAGAUAAGCUGGUAACAUGAUCAGACAAGCAAUUGAGAUGAAACGAUCCGACAGGCGGACAUGAAGCUCCGGUAAGACAAGAGAUUCUAUGGAUCCCUGCCCCAAUAUGGUAGAUGGCAUUCUCGUGGCUCAGAAGAUCCGUGCCGUCGUGUGCUUGGAGGUUUUGGUGCGACGAGUCGGGUAAUGCUUACGUCGCUGAGACGUCAGAUUCAGCAAAAGAAAUGUUCAGUGUUGGUAACACGAUGUGAGAAAAAAGAUAUAAAUAUUGAGGUGAAUGAGUAGUAAAUUUCACGAUGUCGGCCAAAUCUUGAUGUCUUUGUCAAUUGACCUCUAUCUUACACAACUUCAACACCUUUCUCAACAUGUCUGCUUCAAUACUCAAGCGAGCAACUUGCUCAAUCGCUAGCAAGACAUACUCCCACGGACGGAUAGCUGCUCUUCGGAAGACACCUUUCGCCUCUAAGCUAAUUUGUCAACGACCAAUGCACACCACAGAAAAUGACAGCGCAAAACCAAUGAACCCGGACCCUAGAGAGAAUCCUGCUCAUGAACUCACUUUACCACAAGGGACAAAUGUCGGUCGCAAGCGUUUCUCAGAUUUUGAACUCGCUGGAAAGGUCUUUAUCGUCACAGGCGGUGCUCAAGGUCUUGGAUUGACCUUAGCUGAGAGUCUUGUCGAAGCUGGCGGAAAAGUGUAUUGUCUUGAUCGUGCUGAUCAGCCUGACCAAGGAUGGCAUGAGGCUCAAGCACGCGUCGUCCCAGAAUGGGGCGGAUCUCUACACUACCGCAAACAAGACGUAUCAGACGCCGAAGGUCUCGAUAAACUCAUCACCGCCAUCGCAGAUGAGAAUCAAGGUCUCGACGGCGUGAUAGCCGCUGCAGGCGUCCAGCAUAUUUCACCCACCGUGGAAUAUAAUGCAGAUGAAGUAGAACAAAUGCUCUCCAUCAACUACACGGGCGUUUUCAUGACGGCCAAAUCAGCCGCCAAGCAAAUGAUGAAGUACAAGAAACGCGGAAGCAUCUGUCUCAUCGCCAGUAUUUCCGGCCUCAAAGCGAACCGCGGUCUUGUUUCACCCGUUUAUAACUCCAGCAAAGCAGCUGUUAUCCAACUUGCGCGCAAUCUUGCUAUGGAAUGGAGUCCUAUUCAGAAAGACGGCACUGGAGGGAUUCGCGUCAAUUGUAUUAGCCCUGGACAUAUCAUGACGCCCAUGGUGCAGAGCAACUUUGAGGAGGUACCUGGCAUGCGGGAGGAGUGGGAGAGGGAGAUCAUCAUGGGGAGAUUGGCGGAGACGCAGGAGUUUAAGGGUGCGGCGUUGUUCUUGUUGAGCAAUGCUAGUAGUUACAUGACGGGGAAUAACCUUGUGAUUGAUGGAGGACAUACGUCGUGGUAAUAAUGGAUGGGUUGGUGUUGGUAAGGAGAUUCGAUGACUAGAGAGGAGAAUCGAUGAUAGAUUAAUAGCAAGCCAAGCCAUUUGUUUUACAAUGCAACUUUUAUCCCUUC